Molecule: messenger RNA, 1718 nt
Organism: Elgaria multicarinata webbii
Lineage: Eukaryota; Metazoa; Chordata; Lepidosauria; Squamata; Anguidae
Gene: ATP6V0D2
Product: ATPase H+ transporting V0 subunit d2
Exons: 8
Coding region: 89-1144 (351 amino acids)
Biological process (GO): proton transmembrane transport; vacuolar transport; vacuolar acidification
Cellular component (GO): proton-transporting V-type ATPase, V0 domain; early endosome; plasma membrane proton-transporting V-type ATPase complex
Molecular function (GO): proton-transporting ATPase activity, rotational mechanism
Source: RefSeq, a predicted model, not a curated record
UGGUGACUGCUUGCUACCAUCGCCUGAAGACGAACACAAGACUCAGUACUUUCUCAGCAUCAGGAAGCAUCAAACCGUCUUUUCUACUAUGCCAGGCUACUCAGAAUUCUAUUUCAAUGUGGAUCAUGGUUAUCUAGAGGGUCUGGUCCGAGGGUUUAAAGGUGGGAUCUUGAAGACUUCUGACUAUGUCAACUUAGCACAGUGUGAAACACUGGAAGACCUGAAGUUGCACUUGCAAACCACAGAUUACGGAAACUUCCUGGCCAAUGAAACUGGGCCCCUAACGGUUUCUACCAUUGAUGACAAACUCAAAACCAAACUUCUGACAGAAUUUCACUAUUUUCGAAACCAUGCUUUUGAACCACUCUCCACAUUCCUAAACUAUAUUACGUACAGCUAUAUGAUAGACAAUGUGAUUCUGCUCAUUACCGGCACGUUGCGUCAACGGCCCAUUGACGAACUGAUUCUUAAGUGCCAUCCUUUGGGCAGCUUUGAGCAAAUGGAAGCUGUCAGCAUUGCUCCAAACCCUGCUGAAUUAUUCAACGCCAUCUUGGUGGACACCCCACUAGCUGAUUUCUUUCAAGACUGCGUAUCUGAAAAUGACCUGGAUGAAAUGAACAUUGAAAUCAUGCGCAACAAACUGUACAAGUCUUACCUCGAGGCAUUCUACACAUUCUGCAAAAAACAAGGUGGCACCACAGCAGAUAUAAUGUGUCCUCUUUUAGAGUUUGAAGCGGAUAGACGUGCCUUCAUUAUCACCAUUAAUUCAUUUGGCACUGAACUAAGUAAAGAAGACAGGCAGAAGCUGUAUCCAACUUGUGGGAAACUGUAUCCAGAAGGGUUAGAUAUGCUAGCCAACGCAGAAGAUUAUGAACAAGUGAAGGGCGUGGCAGAAUACUAUGCUGAAUACAAAGCUUGCUUUGAAGCAGUAGGAGGUAGUACAGGUGAUAAAACAUUAGAAGAUGCAUUUUUUGAACAUGAGGUCCGAAUGAAUGUGCUGGCAUUCAACAACCAGUUUCAUUUUGGGGUCUUCUAUGCCUAUGUAAAGCUGAAGGAACAAGAAAGCAGAAAUGUCGUAUGGAUUGCUGAAUGCAUCUCCCAGAGGCACAGAACAAAAAUUAACAACUACAUCCCUAUUUUCUGAACGCUAAUGGUGCAUAAUAACAGGAGCAUCUAUGUAAUGUGCUGGGUAUUUGACUAAAUUCCUCAUCAUAUCACAAAAACAGGGUCAGCUGAUAUAUUAUGGACACCAAGAAGGGACCAUUUAGACUUACGGCUGUUGCCGUGUGACCAGCUGUUCAUAUAAAGCAGUUCAGCUCAUGAAUUUGGCAAUUUUCAGUCACCAAACUACAGUAAAUUCUAAAAAAUAAAGGGUUGUGAUUAGGGUGGUCAUGUGUCCUGUUUUAGUUUGCAGGGCUUUCAGAGGAAAGUCCUCUACUUGAGGGUGUCCUCUGUUUCAAGGGCUGUCCAAUCCAAAUUUAGUUUAAAGCUAAAGAACCACAAAGAGAGCAGGCAGGGUCUUGGAGCUGUUCAUCCAUUGUUAGCACCCAGACAGCAGAUCUGGUCACCUUCUUCUCCACUAUGGCAAGAAGUAUUGCCUUUCUAUUUAAAUUGUAGUCAUUAUUUCUGAAAUUACAUAUAUACAUAUGAAUUAACAUAUGCACAUCUGAUGCAAAUCUGUGUCCUCUUUUUCAAUGACAAAUUUCUUCUUCUUUUUU